GCAGUUACAGAGAAGAAUUUUGAAACAAAGGAUUUUCGAGCUUCUCUAGAAAAUGGUGUUCUGCUGUGUGAUUUGAUUAAUAAGCUUAAACCUGGUGUCAUUAAGAAGAUCAAUAGACUGUCCACACCAAUAGCAGGUUUGGAUAAUAUAAACGUUUUUUUGAAAGCUUGUGAACAGAUUGGAUUGAAAGAAGCCCAGCUUUUUCAUCCUGGGGAUCUUCAGGAUUUAUCAAAUCGAGUCACUGUCAAGCAAGAAGAGACUGAUAGGAGAGUGAAAAAUGUUUUGAUAACAUUGUACUGGCUGGGAAGAAAAGCACAAAGCAACCCCUGCUACAAUGGUCCCUAUCUUAAUUUGAAAGCAUUUGAGAAUCUUUUAGGACAAGCCCUGACCAAGGCCCUUGAAGACUCCAGCUUCUUGAAAAGAAGCGGCAGGGACAGUGGCUACGGUGAUCUCUGGUGUCCUGAACGUGGAGAAUUCUCUGCCCCUCCAGGCCACCACAGGAGAGAAGAUUCCUUUGAAAGCUUGGACUCUCUGGGCUCAAGGUCAUUGACAAGCUGCUCCUCUGACAUCACACUGAGAGGGGGACGUGAAGGUUGCGAAAGUGACACAGAUUCCGAAUUUACGUUCAAAAUGCAGGAUUAUAAUAAAGAUGAUAUGUCAUAUCGAAGGAUUUCGGCUAUUGAACCAAAGUCUGCUUUACCAUUCAAUCGUUUUCUACCCAACAAAAGUAGACAGCCAUCCUAUGUGCCAGCGCCUUUGAGGAAGAAAAAGCCAGACAAAAAUGAGGAUAACAGAAGAAGCUGGGCAAGCCCAGUCUAUGCAGAAGCAGAUGGAACGUUUUCAAGUAACCUGAGGAGAACUUGGGGCCCCAGUGUGCAGAACUGGCCAACAGUACAAGAAACUUCAAAAUCCUCUUGCUACUUGGAGGAGGAAGAAAAGACAGCAAGCAUACCCAACAUUGUAAAGGAUGAUCUUUAUGUGCGAAAGCUGAGUCCAAUCAUACCAAACCCAGGGAAUUCUUUUGAUCAGUUUCUUCCCAAAUGUUGGAUCCCAGAAGAUGUGAACUGGAAAAGGAUAAAACGGGAAACUUAUAAACCAUGGUAUAAAGAAUUUCAGGGAUUCAGUAGAAAGAAUUCAGACUUUGAGGAUGAGGACUCAGGCUCUGACAGAAGCGCCACCAUUUUUAGUAAAGUACAAAAAGCAGACCAUAGACUAGACAUCAGCUGUCAAAGGCCUUCAGUCUUGCUGGAACUAGCUGCUAAACGGGCCGUGAGAUCACGGGAGACCCAUGCAGCCGGGAGAAGCAGUGGUACUCCAGAUGAGCCCAGUCAGUUUUUAUUACUUCAGGCCUUCCAAACAUACUCCGAUGACAUCUUGUCUUCUGAAACAAAUAUUAAAAUCGAUCCCACCUCUGGCCCAAGGGUCAUAACACGCAGGAAGAAUCUCUCUUAUGCUCCAGGCUACGGAAGAGAGGAUCUCGAGCUGUCAGCUCUGGAUCCUGACUUAGAGAAUGACGAUUUCUUUGUCAGAAAGACUGGGGCUUUCCACGCAAAUCCAUAUGUUCUCCGAGCUUUCGAAGACUUUAGAAAGUUCUCUGACCAAGACGAUCCUGUAGAGCGAGAUAUAAUUUUGCAAUGUAGGGAAGGUGAACUUGUACUUCCAGAUUUGGAAAAAGACGAUAUGAUUGUUCGCCGAAUUCCAGCGCAGAAGAAAGAAGUACCUCUGUCUGGGGCCCCGGAUAGAUACCAACCAGUCCCUUUCCCUGAUCCCUGGACUCUUCCUCCAGAAAUUCAAGCAAAAUUCCUCUGUGUACUCGAAAGGACGCGUCCAUCCAAAGAAAAAAGUAAUAGCUGUAGAAUAUUAGUUCCUUCACAUCGGCAGAAGAAGGAUGACAUGUUGACUCGUAAGAUCCAGUCUUGGAAACUGGGAACUACUGUGUCUCCUAUCAGUUUCACCCCUGGCCCCUGCAGUGAGGCCGACCUACAGAAAUGGGAAGCCAUCCGGGAGGCCAGCAGACUUAGGCACAAGAAACGGCUGAUGGUGGAGAGACUCUUUCAAAAGAUUUAUGGUGAGAAUGGGAGUAAGUCCAUGAGCGAUGUCAGCGCAGAGGAUGUUCAGAACUUGCGUCAGCUGCGUUACGAGGAGAUGCAGAAAAUAAAAUCACAAUUAAAAGAACAAGAUCAGCAAUGGCAGGAUGACCUUGCAAAAUGGAAAGAUCGUCGAAAAAGUUACACUUCAGAUUUGCAGAAGAAAAAAGAAGAAAGGGAAGAAAUUGAAAAGCAAGCACUUGAGAAGUCCGAGAGAAGCUCUAAGACGUUUAAGGAAAUGCUGCAGGACAGGGAAUCCCAAAAGGAAAAGCCUACAAUCACAGUGAGGAGGAGAAUGUAUUCUUAUGAUGAUGUACUGAAUGAAGAAAACCUACCCUCUAUCCUGACUAUGUCAGAAGCAAGUUACCAGAGUGAGAGAGUAGAAGAGAAAGGAACAACUUAUCCUACAGAAAUUCCUAAAGAAGAUUCUACAACUUUUGCAAAAAGAGAGGACAAUAUAACAGCUGAAAUUCAGCUUCCUUCUAAAGGCCCUGAGGAAGAACAACACUCAGCCUCUUUGUCUGCUCAGCGUUCACUGAGUACACAAAUGGCGUCGACUCGUGUUUCAGCUUCCCUCCCUAGAAGUUACCAGAAAACUGAUACAGCCAGGUUAACAUCUGUGGUCACACCGAGACCUUUUGGCUCUCAGUCAAGGGGAAUCUCAUCACUCCCCAGAUCCUACACGAUGGAUGAUUCUUGGAAGUAUAAUGGAGAUGUCGGAGGCAUUAAGAGAACUCAAAACAAUGCCGUCAGCACCCCCGCACAACACCUUGAAGCCAGCCAGCUUGCUGUGAGCUCAUCGAGCCAGAAGGAGGCAGCAGCCUCAGAAGAUGUGAUGAGGUUGCCUUCCCCUACACCCUCAUUCUCAUCUCUUUCCCAAGACCAGACUGCCACUUCUAAAGCCACACUGUCUUCACUAUCUGGCCUCGAUUUAAUGUCUGAAUCUGGAGAAGGGGGGAUCUCACCCCAAAGAGAGGUCCCAAGAUCACGGGAUCAGUUUAGUGAUAUGAGAAUCAGCAUAAACCAGACGCCUGGGAACAGUCUUGACUUUGGAUUUACAGUAGAAUGGGCUUUUUCCGGCAUCUUCGUAGCAUCCGUUGAAGCAGGUAGCCCAGCAGAAUUUUCUCAGCUCCAGGUAGAUGAUGAAAUUAUUGCUGUUAACAACACCAAGUUUUCAUAUAAGGAUAAGAAAGAGUGGGAGGAAACCAUGGCUAAAGCUCAAGAAACUGGAAACUUAGUAAUGGAUGUCAGGCGCUAUGGAAAAUCUGACUGGGGCAAAGACCUACCUUCCCUGCCAUUUACACAGCAUAAAACCCUCAAUCUCACCAGUAUGGCUACCAAAAUUAUAGGUUCACCUGAAACAAAGUGGAUUGAUGCAACUUCUGGAAUUUACAACUCAGACAAAUCUUCAGAUCUGUCUAUAACGACUGAUUUCUCUGAAAACCUUCAGAAUUCUAAUACUGAAUCCAAAGAAAUCAAUGGAAUUCAUGAUGAAAGUAACACUUUUGACUCAAAAGCAUCUGAACCCAUUUCUUUGAAAAACUUAAAAAGGCGAUCACAAUUUUUUGAACAAGGAAGCUCUGAUUCUGCGGCUCCUGAUCUUCCAGUUCCAGCCCUCAGUGCCCCGAGUCGCUGGGCUUGGGAUCCGGAGGAGGAGCGGAAGCGGCAAGAGCGGUGGCAGAAGGAGCAGGACCGCCUGCUGCAGGAAAAAUAUCAACGUGAGCAGGAGAAACUGAGGGAAGAGUGGCAAAGGGCCAAACAGGAGGCCGAGAGAGAGAAUUCCAAGUACUUGGAUGAGGAACUGAUGGUCCUAAACUCAAACAGCAUUUCUCUGACCCCACGGGAGCCCGAUCUUGCCACUUGGGAAGCCAGCUGGAGUGAAGGGUCCAAGUCCUCCGACAGGGAAGGGACCCGAGCAGGAGAGGAGGAGAGAAGAGAGCACCACGAAGAAGUUGCUCCUGAGGACCAAAGAAAGAAGCUGCAGGAACAAUUCACUCUGGAGAGGGAGAAGGAACUGAAGCAGCAACAGCAGCAGGAAGAGCAGGAGGAGUGGUUUCGGGCCCAGGCUGAAGAGCAGAAGCGCCGUGCAGAAGAGCAAAGGCUCCAUGCAGAAGAGCAGAGGCUCCAUGCAGAAGAGCAGAGGCGCCAGGCAGAAGAGCAGAGGCUCCAUGCAGAAGAGCAGAGGCGCCAGGCAGAAGAGCAGAAGCGCCAUGUAGAAGAGCAAAGGCUCCAUGCAGAAGAGCAGAGGCGCCAGGCAGAAGAGCAGAGGCGCCAGGCAGAAGAGCAGAGGCGCCAGGCAGAAGAGCAGAGGCGCCAGGCAGAAGAGCAGAAGCACCAGGCAGAAAGGGAGAGGGAAACGUCGGUCAAAAUAUACCAGUAUAGGAGGCCUAUUGAUUCCUAUGAUAUACCAAAGAAGGAAGAAGAAUCUUCAGGUUUGCUUCCUAGUGACAGGAAUAAAUCCAGAUCUACUACUGAACUGAAUGAUUACCCUACAAAUAAAAAUGAAAGCAAUAAAUAUUUAGACCGAAUUGGGAGCUCUAGCCCUUCACAGAGGAGCUCCAAGAAGGAGCAAGGACCAUCAGAAGCGGAGUUGGAGAGACAACAAAUCCUUCAGGAAAUGAGGAAGAGAACAUCCCUUCACAAUGACAACAGCUGGAUCCGGCAGCGCAGUUCCAGUGUGAACAAAGAGCCUAUUUGUCUGCCUGGGAUCAUGAGAAGAGGCGAAUCUCUAGAUAACCUGGACUCCCCACGAUCGAACUCUUGGAGACAGUCCCCUUGGCUCAAUCAGUCUACAGGAUUCCAUGCCUCUUCCUCCAUGCAAGACUUCAGUCGCCCACCACCUCAGCUGGUGUCCACGUCAAACCGUGCCUACAUGCGGAACCCGUCCUCCAGUGUGCCCCCACCUUCCGCUGGCCCCGCAAAGACCACCACUGUGGGUGGAGCCCCCACCCCUCAAAACCAUUCCCCUUCACCUUCACAGUCAGGUUCUCAGCUACGCAGCAGUGUGUGUCCUGUAAGUGUGACCUCGGAGGCUCUUCCUCAGGAGCCGAAGUCAGAAUCAGAAACCAGCAGCUGUACUGCAACGACUGCUAUCUCAGAUUCAAAUCUGGACGGCCAACCGCCAUGUGAUGUAAACCUCCACACGAAAGCACUGUUGCAGAUAGAAGAAGAGGUGGGGGCUGCUGAUGUAGAUCUAUAAAUAUGUGUUGUAUGUCUAUUUGGCUUUCUUUUUUAAAAAAACAAUAACUUUUUUUUUUGCUUCUUUAGAUUAUAUAGGAACAUUGUAGUCUUGGUAGAAUCUGUAUUUUGUUGUUGUUUAUUUAUAAGGAAGUAAUUAUGUGUGGGGGAAAAGUGCAGUAUUUUGAAUUCAGCAUCUUAAAAGCACAAGAGAAAAAAAUAAGAACUUAAAAAUAUUUUUGAAGCUGACAAUGAUCUAGAUUGACUUUCUAGUGGUGUUUUGAAGAGGAUAUUUUAUCUUUUUUUUUUUUAAAGGUUCUUAAACAUCAUCUGAAAUAGUUAAUAUAAAUAUGUAAUUGCCUUUGCUCUGUUUAUUGUAAUGUGUUCUAAAUUAAUGCAGAACCAUAUGGAAAAUUUCAUUGAAAUCCAUCCCCAAAUUUGCUUUCUGUAUCCUUCCUUGCACCUAUGUAAUAUGACUUAAAAAUUUACUUUAUGUAACAUUUUAUUUGCUUGAUGAGGGGAGCUCUAUUUUCCUUAACAAUAGAAAGCUGCUUAUUUUCAUUAAUGAAAAAUAACCAUGGUUUGUAUACCGGAAGUUUUCUCCUGAAACUAGUGAACCUUUCUGUUCAAUUGCAUUUGUAAAUAAACUUGCUGAUGCAUUUA
Microcebus murinus (gray mouse lemur) is the source of this 5927-nucleotide messenger RNA. Lineage: Eukaryota; Metazoa; Chordata; Mammalia; Primates; Cheirogaleidae. The record is from RefSeq and is a predicted model, not a curated record.